UCGCCCUCUAGCGGCCAGGUCUUGUAACUUCAGCAAAUGACGCCUUUGACGCCAGCGGACUCAGCGGUAUUUGUGUGCGUCUGUCGGUGCAGCGCUGCAGGCAGCAUCUCGCGGCAUCGCAGGGGACCACUGAACGCACCUCCGAAGCCAAGCUACAGGGAAGAAUAGUGAGCUAUGGGGAAGGAGAAGCUCCACAUAAACAUUGUGGUAAUAGGACAUGUCGAUUCAGGCAAGUCCACCACCACUGGCCACCUCAUUUACAAGUGUGGAGGCAUUGACAAGAGGACAAUUGAGAAGUUUGAGAAAGAAGCCGCUGAGAUGGGAAAGGGUUCUUUCAAAUAUGCCUGGGUUCUGGACAAACUGAAGGCCGAGCGUGAACGUGGGAUCACUAUUGAUAUUUCUUUGUGGAAGUUUGAGACCAGCAAGUACUACGUCACCAUCAUCGAUGCUCCAGGACACAGGGACUUCAUAAAGAACAUGAUUACUGGCACUUCUCAGGCCGACUGUGCUGUGCUAAUCGUGGCUGCGGGUGUCGGAGAGUUUGAAGCAGGAAUCUCAAAGAACGGGCAGACUCGUGAGCACGCCCUUCUUGCCUACACCCUGGGAGUGAAGCAGCUAAUUGUGGGCGUCAACAAGAUGGAUUCCACGGAACCCAACUACAGCCAGAAGCGCUACGAGGAGAUUGUGAAGGAAGUCAGCACUUACAUCAAGAAGAUUGGCUACAACCCCGACACGGUGGCAUUUGUGCCCAUCUCUGGCUGGAACGGAGACAACAUGCUGGAAGCCAGCCCCAACAUGACAUGGUUCAAGGGUUGGAAGAUCAACCGCAAAGAUGGCAAUGCCUCAGGUACCACGUUGCUGGAGGCCCUGGAUGCUAUUCAACCUCCUACACGCCCCACAGACAAGCCCCUCCGCCUGCCUCUGCAGGACGUUUAUAAGAUUGGAGGCAUUGGUACCGUGCCAGUAGGCCGAGUUGAGACAGGGAUCCUAAAACCCGGCAUGGUGGUGACGUUCGCCCCCGUCAACGUGACCACCGAGGUAAAGUCAGUGGAGAUGCACCAUGAGGCCCUGACUGAAGCGCUGCCUGGCGACAACGUGGGCUUCAACGUCAAAAACGUGUCCGUGAAGGACAUCCGCCGAGGCAACGUGGCUGGAGACAGCAGGAGCGACCCGCCCCAGGAGGCGGCCAGCUUCACCUCGCAGGUGAUUAUCCUGAAUCACCCCGGUCAGAUCAGCGCCGGCUACGCCCCAGUGUUGGACUGCCACACUGCACACAUCGCCUGCAAAUUUGCAGAGCUCAAGGAAAAGAUCGACCGUCGAUCUGGCAAAAAACUAGAGGACAACCCCAAGUCUCUGAAGUCUGGAGAUGCUGCUAUUGUCGACAUGAUCCCUGGCAAACCCAUGUGUGUGGAGAGCUUCUCUGAGUACCCGCCUCUGGGGAGAUUUGCUGUCCGUGACAUGCGUCAGACUGUGGCGGUGGGUGUCAUUAAAGGCGUGGAGAAGAAAGCCCCGACCAGCGGUAAGGUAACCAAGUCUGCACAGAAGGCACAGAAGGCCAAAUGAACGUUGUGCUGGGCUGCUGCCCCAAACGCUCAACGUGGCCGAAGACGCAACAACCCCCUGCCGCUACUGCACAGCAUAGUCAGCAUCUGGUCUAUUAUCACAAUGCAUCGCAAAAGCCGACGAAGGAAAACAAUUACCCACCCCGCUGUUAGUGAUUAACAUGGUGAUAUGUUGGUUUUAUUGUGGCAGAAUAAUAACUUUGCAUUAUUACUAUUGUUGUGUCCUGUUAAGCUGCUCAUUGCACUAGUCAACAAACUUAGCUGCUUACCGCCAGUAAUGAGACAAGUCUAUCAUGCAAAUAUUGCUCUGUGUUCUAGCGUAGACGAGAAUAGCUAGAGGUAGUUUGACUGCUUGCAUGUUUCUAUUUUCACCUUAGAGGCGUCCGAUACUUCAUGAGCAAUUUGCUUGACUGACUCUGUAGCAGUAGCUCUGUUAAAUGUUCCAGUUACUGUUCAGCCGAUGCAGCCUAAUAACAGUUGUUUGUGAGUUCAUGAAAGUAAAGAUGUUUAAACAGUG
Betta splendens (Siamese fighting fish) is the source of this 2079-nucleotide messenger RNA. Its product is annotated as elongation factor 1-alpha 1. The transcript is spliced from 8 exons. The record is from RefSeq and is a predicted model, not a curated record. Bases 175 to 1563 code for a protein of 462 amino acids. Gene Ontology annotation, molecular function: GTP binding; GTPase activity; translation elongation factor activity. Gene Ontology annotation, biological process: translation; translational elongation. Lineage: Eukaryota; Metazoa; Chordata; Actinopteri; Anabantiformes; Osphronemidae.